GCCGGGGUGGCGCCGGUUGGACUCCGCGUCCCAGCAUUCCCUGCCGCAACCCUGGAGCACUUCCGCCCUGGUGUGAAGUGGGUGUCUCGGUGGAGCCUUGGGGAGCAUUUCUUCUCCCACAGCCCCUUGAAGGACUCACCGUAGAUGCAGGAAGACGCUGGCUGAAGAUGGUCCAGCUGAAGUGAGGUCUCCAGGAUAGACCAUGGCUGUCGCCUGGGAAUCCCAGGCCCUGGCCUCUCCCCAACCAGGGCCUGAAGAGCUCCUGGUUGUGAAACUGGAGGAGGGCUCAUGGAGAUCAGAGUUCAAACCCUGGGAGAAGGGCAAUGACCCUGUGCCUGGCCCUGAGGCCUUUCGUCAACGCUUCAGGCAGUUCCAGUACGGGGAUGCAGCUGGACCCCAUGAGGCCUUCAGCCAGCUCUGGGCACUCUGCUGUCGCUGGCUGAGGCCGGAGGCCCACCUCAAAGAGCAGAUCCUGGAGUUGCUGGUGCUGGAGCAGUUCCUGGCUAUCUUACCCAGGGAGGCCCAGGCCUGGGUGCAGGCACGCCACCCUGAAAGCGGCGAGGAGGCGGUGGCCCUGGUGGAGGAUUGGCACCAAGAGGCCAGGGCUGCAGGGCAACCGGAGCUGGAAUUGUGUGCAGAAGAGACCAAGUCCUUAAAAGCAGUGCAGGAAUCUCGAAGUUGUCGGCUGCAGCCAGCACGUCCCUGGCCUGAGGGACCAUCCCGGAGGCAGUGGGUGAGGAAUCCGUGCCUUGACCUUCCCAAGCAUCUGGACACCACGAUGGCACCACAGGCCUUGAAAGAGAGUGCUGUCCUCACUCCCCGAGCCCCUACUGUCCCAAAGAUGGGGAGCAUUGGAGAUUGGGAGGUGACAGCUGAGUCCCAGGAAGCCCUGGGCCUUGGCAGACACGCUAAGAAGGAGGUCUGCAAGGACCCCCCCGGAGGCAGCUGGGGGAGUGGCGUGUCCCUGGGAGUUCCAGUUUCAAAAUCAAACAUCAACUCCCAGCAAGAGCAAGAUCCAGAAUUUUGGGGGCCAGGCCUUGUAAAUCCUGGCAAAAGGAACACUGCAGAUUACAGCCUGGAUAAUGAGCAAAAAAAACCAAUACAGGCACUGGCCUGGAGGGACUCCAGGGCCUGGGAGGAGCAAUACCAGUGGGAUGUGGAGGACAUGAAGGUGUCAGGUGUGCACUGGGGCUAUGAGGAGACCAAGACUUUCCUGGCAAUUCUGAGUGAGUCUCCUUUCUCUGAAAAGCUCCGGACUUGUCACCAAAACCGCCAGGUGUAUCGGGCCAUUGCAGAGCGACUGAGGGCACGGGGCUUCCUGCGAACGCUGGAGCAAUGUCGCUACAGGGUCAAAAACCUCCUACGGAAUUACCGGAAAGCUAAGAGCAGCCACCCACCAGGGACGUGCCCCUUCUAUGAGGAGCUGGAGGCUCUGGUGAGGGCUCGGACGGCCAUCAGAGCCACAGAUGGCCCAGGAGAGCCUGUGGUACUCCCCAGGCUGGGGGAUAGUGACACAGAGAUUGAUGAGCAAGAAGAAGGGGGCUGGGCACUUGAAGAAACAGCAGAAGACUGUAAUGGUCAUGACCUGGCUGCUGAUGAGUCUGUCCAGGUGCCCAGGAUUUCAAGGGGCCCUGCUCUGUUCCAGAGUCGCAUUGCAGGUGUGCACUGGGGCUAUGAGGAGACCAAGGCCUUCCUGACCAUUCUCAGUGAGUCCCCAUUCUCUGAAAAGCUUCGCACUUGUCACCAGAACAGCCAGGUGUACCGAGCCAUUGCAGAGCGGCUGUGUGCACAGGGCUUUCUGCGGACACUGGAGCAGUGUCGCUACAGAUUCAAAAAUCUCCUUCGAAGCUACCGGAAAGCCAAGAGCAGCCACCCACCAGGGACGUGCCCCUUCUAUGAGGAGCUGGAUUCACUGAUGAGGGCUCGGACUGCAGUCAGAGCCAUGGGGACCUUCCGGAAGGCAGUGGGUCUCCCUAGGUGUGGGCAGAGCAGUACCGAAGCUGAUGACCAGGAGGCCUGGGAUGAAAUGGCAGAUGAAGAUGCCAUCAAGCCUCCAACCCCAUGUCCUAAAAUCCCAGACACUGGGUUUGAGAUGAGGCAUGGGAAUGAAGACCAGACAUCAGAGCAGGAGGACAUUUUUGAGGAUUUGCCUGGAGCCUUAUCAAAAUGUACUACAAAGGGAGUUUGUCCCCCUCAUGAAUGGGGGGAAGAGAGUGAAAGUGAAAAUGAAAGUGAAGGUGCAGGGCAGUGGGGAAAUCUCCCACAGGAACAGUGGGAAGAAUGUUCUUCUGAAGAGGACUUGGAAAAACUUAUUGACCAUCAAGGCCUGUACCUUGCAGGGAAACCCUAUAAGUGUGACCAGUGUGAUAAAAGCUUUAGUCGGAGCUCCCACUUCGUUGCCCACCAUCGGAUCCACACAGGCGAGAAGCCCUACAAAUGCCCUGAAUGUGGGAAAAGCUUUAGUGACCGCUCCAACCUCAACACCCAUCAGAGAAUCCACACUGGAGAGAAGCCCUACAAAUGCCCUGAAUGUGGGAAAAGCUUUAGUGACCACUCCAAUCUUGUCACCCAUCAGAGAAUCCACACGGGGGAAAAGCCCUAUAAAUGUGGGGAAUGUUGGAAAAGCUUCAACCAGAGCUCAAACCUCCUGAAACAUCAGAGAAUUCACUUGGGUGGAAAUCCUGACCGCUGUAGCGGUUUUCCUGGGGAAAACUUUGGGCAAAAACCAUCCUUUUGUGCUCACUGGAGAGACUCUACAGAGGAGACAGCUGAACCUCAGAGUGCCAGGAAGAACUUGAAUUUUGGACUGCACAGCACCAACUCAGGGGAGAAACUUUAUCAGUGUUCUGAAUGUGGAAGAACCUUCUCUAAGAGCUCUGCCCUCAUUAGUCACCAAAGAAUUCAUACGGGAGAGAAACCAUAUGAAUGCGCCGAAUGUGGGAAAAGCUUCAGUAAGAGCUCCACGCUGGCUAACCACCAGCGAACCCACACAGGGGAGAAGCCCUAUAAAUGUGCGGAUUGUGGGAAGUGCUUCAGCGAACGCUCUAAGCUCAUCACACACCAGAGAGUGCACACGGGAGAGAAGCCCUACAAAUGCCUUGGAUGUGGGAAAUUCUUCCGUGACCGUUCUAACCUCAUUACUCACCAGAGGAUUCACACGGGGGAGAAGCCUUACAAAUGCAGAGAGUGUGGGAAAUGCUUUAACCAGAGCUCCAGUCUUAUUAUUCACCAGAGAAUCCACACCGGGGAGAAACCCUACAAGUGCACAGAGUGUGGCAAAGACUUCAACAAUAGCUCCCACUUCAGUGCCCACAGGAGAACCCAUGCAGGAAGGAAGGCACUGUAAGAGACACCUCCCCCGCAGCAAGGAGAUAAAUGUAUAUUUAAACCUCCCAAGAUCCUAAGACGUAUGCUAGAAACUUGCCCAGUUUUUAAGCUUGGUGUAUACCCAGGGAAGUUACUUUGGUAUGAUCCAGGCAAUUUGGAAGUAAACUACAAAUGCCAGGGAUCCACUUAGAAUUAGAAGCCACUUUUCUUAAGUGUAAUUUGUCUUUUUUCUGUGAACUGCUCCCACCCCAACCCUCAGGCUGUCCUUACCUUUGCUGUCAUGUAAGAGCUUUGUCAGUGUCUGAGCCAAACUGGUAAUUUAGGGGAUUAGCAACCAAUCAGUGGUCCUGAGCAGUGACCCUAAACCUCGCUGUGCCUUCAUGCCCUCCAUGGUACACCUGCCCCAUAGGCAUACAUCAGCAAACUCAUACAGGGCAGUUUUCAGUCAGGGCAGAUCCUUGUGGGAGAAGUUAGGACUCUGGUAAGAGAGGGGCAUAACUGAGGAUCUGUGGCCAAGAGUAGGCCACCAUGACCUCAGCUAAGUAAGCACAGUGACAUCAUUACUAAGUCAUUAACAAUAGCAAAAAACAAGCCAGUAUUUCUUGGACAUCUAAUCUCGGUAGGCUCUGUGCCGAGCACUGUAUCACAUCAUCUCACUUAACCCUCACAAGAAUCUCAGGAGGUCGGUACUAAUAUUGUCCCAGUUUCCCAGUGGAGAAAACUGAGGGUUGGGAAAGUUAAGUGUUUGGGUCACACAUCGCAAGGUGGCAGAGGCAGGAUUCAACCAGAUCUGUCUGUCUCCUGAGCCUGGGGUACUUUUGCCACUAAAGUGAAUCCCCUUUCACAUUAGGGCAGGUAGCUCAGGUGCUAGGACCUCAAAGCACUUUGUGGACCUGUUAAAAGCCCUUCUGAAUUCUUCCUGUUAAAAUUCCUUUAUGAAUUUUCUUAACAAAUAAGGAAACCAUAUUUAAUCCCUAAAGAUUAAAGGAUUUGGGAUGUUCAGAAUUAGUAUUAUGCCUUGAGCAAGCAUGAGCUAUUAACACGUGUUGUGAAUUUCCAUCUUUAAUAUGGGUGGGAGAUAGGAAAUAUAGGUGGGUUGAGAUUGGGAAAAAUAUGUAGCCAAAGUGAUGUUUCUAUCAAUGAGAUACUGCUUUGGCUAAGGAAAUAGGGCUUAAGAAUUUCCCUUUUCUCAGGGAGUCAGUCCUGCUUCUUGUUUGACAGUAAGGCUAAACCAUAGGUUAAACCUUACAGAAACCUGGGCCUGCUUUUUUGUGGCCCUGGCCCUUCCCCUCUUGACAUGGCAGAAGCUUUGUUCCUGAUUCCUGUGCCAGGACUGAGGUGGAAGGGAGGUGGAAGGAGCUGGUGUGGUUUCUUCCUGAGAGGGCUUUGAACACUCUUGAAUAUUCCAGGGUCAAGGCACAGUUUUGCCCGUCUCGUCCCAGGCCUAGCCAGUGCUUUCUAAAUGUUGGUGUUAAGACUCCUCCUCCCCCCCAAUAUACAAACUGAACUAAAAGGUUCAUAGGAUGAUUUCCUAGCUUGCAGCACUUUGGCCUCCAGAGUUUCUCCUUAGGAGAACUUAAAAAUGUUCACCAAGACUUUGGUUUCCAAAGGAUUUUAAAGGAAAUGCCUUCCCUGACAUCUGCCUGUGACACUGGGAUGUCAUGCAAACCCUUGUCAUUUUGUGGACUGAGGAAGUACCUGUCAGAUAGUGGAUGUGGUGGAGCCAUGAAGAAUGGAACUUCAUUCACAGCUGUGAGGUAGGAGUGCAGGGAUUUGCACUCCCACAUAAUGAGAGCACUCCUUAGCCCCUCCCUCUGCUUCCCAGGUGCCAGCUCACCUGGGAUCAGUGCGUGUCACCUCUUUCCCAGUUUCUCUCUCCUGGCUCACGUGGUCUCCCCUGGACUGGAACCAGCAGAUGUCAGUAACUGCAAUACUAAGAUGAAAUGUAAGGUGGUGUGUGAACUGAGAGGAAGGAUCCUGAAGGAGGGAAAGGGGUUUCCAGGGAAAGGCCCAGAGCUGUGACAUACAUGGAUUCAGGGUGCGGUGGUGAGUGGUGGGAACUGAGCUUGGGGGGGACUAGGGCAGGGUCAUGGAGGAGUUUGUGUCUGAGUGGAGCCUGGAGAGCAGGCUGAGGGGGACAUGGUCAGAUGUACAUUGCUGAAGUCUAAUGGAACUUGGAUAUGCUGCAGUUAGGCCAACCUGUUUUUUGGGACACUGCUGCAGUUUUCCAGUUAAAAGUGAGGGUCUGAAUUUGCACAGUGGUGACAUUGAGGAAGGGCUGGCCUUGAGAGGUUUCAGAGGCAGAAUUGAAGACAGCUGAGGAAAGCUAGAAUACUCUGGGUGACAGGUAGAGCAUGUGAUUAUUCGGAAUCAGGAACACACGGAGGAGGUACAGGUAGCAUGGGGGCACAAGGUUAUGCUGAGUUUGGGAUACUUUGAAGGUGAAGUGUAUCGGGGACAUCCAAGUGGCAAUAUGCAGCAGGCAUUUGGCUAUCUGGGCCUGAAGUGGGGGAGAGAUUAGGACCCGAGAGUCAUCUGUAUGCCUGGGAGUUAGCCUCAUGAGAAAGGGGGUACAUUCAAGUGAUAGACACAUUGGGCCUUGGACAGAACUUGAGAAGCACCAAGCGUAGAGGAAGGUGCUCCUCAAGGGAGAUCUAGACCACUGCCCACUCCUGCCACCUCCCACACACCUGCCACCUCUGGGACAAUGCCGACACCUGAGUUAUCAGGGUAGUCCUGCAUCUUCUAGAACCUUCACUGUGGAAGCCAAGCAGGGCUUUGUGAAGACAGCCCUCUCCCCUUCGAGUGUCACCUGUUCCCCUGCUCUUGGAGUGUGCUAGUGUCUCAGGUUUCCAGUAAACAGAUUUG
This is a messenger RNA of Manis javanica (Malayan pangolin), 6195 nucleotides long. RefSeq names its product zinc finger and SCAN domain containing 20 (gene ZSCAN20). Gene Ontology annotation, biological process: regulation of transcription by RNA polymerase II. Gene Ontology annotation, molecular function: DNA-binding transcription factor activity, RNA polymerase II-specific; RNA polymerase II cis-regulatory region sequence-specific DNA binding. The record is from RefSeq and is a predicted model, not a curated record. NCBI's taxonomy places the organism in Eukaryota, Metazoa, Chordata, Mammalia, Pholidota, Manidae.